UUUCCCUCAGACUCUAAAACGCUGAAGAUUGAAACAUGGCAGUAGUAUCAACUGAAGCACAGCAGAAUGUGGUUUCCAGGGUUGCAAACCUUCCUCUGGUGAGUUCCACCUAUGACAUGGUCUCUUCUGCUUACAUCAACACAAAAGAUAACCAUCCCUACCUAAAAUCAGUAUGUGAGAUAGCAGAGAAAGGAGUGAAGACCAUCACUGCCAUGGCUGUGACUAGUGCUUUGCCUAUCAUCCAGAGAUUGGAGCCACAAAUUGCAGUAGCCAACAGCUAUGCUUGUAUAGGACUGGACAAAGUUGAAGAGAGACUGCCUAUACUGUAUCAACCAACUGACAAGGUAGUUGCGAAUGCAGUGGAUGUAGUUGUUGGUGCUAAGGAUGCUGUAACAACCACUGUGACAGGUGCCAAGGAUACUGUUGCACACACCAUUAAUGGUGUUGUGGACAAGACUAAAGGAGCUGUGCAGGACAGUGUAGAGAUGACCAGGUCUGUAGUACAUGGCAGCAUUAACACUGUCCUGGGAAGUCGGGUGGUGCGCCUGGUGACUACUGGUGUGGAUACGGCCCUCAGUCGAUCAGAAACUCUUGUAGACCAGUAUCUCCCACUUACAGAAGAAGAGCAAGAAAAAGAAGCUACCAAAGUGGAAGGAUUUGAUGUUGGAGUUCAGAAGCCAAGUUACUAUGUUAGACUAGGGUCUUUGUCUUCAAAGUUUCGAUCACGUGCCUACCAGCAGGCCUUAAACACAGUUAGAGAUGCGAAGAUCAGAAGCCAAGAGACUAUUUCUCAGCUCAAUUACACUGUAAAUCUGAUUGAAUAUGCCAGAAAUAAUGUGAAUAGUGCCAACCAAAAACUCCAAGAUGCCCAACAGAAACUAUAUAAUUCCUGGGUAGAAUGGAGGAAAAAUAUUGGCCAAACUGAUAAUGAUGGUGAUGAUGACUUGCAGAGUGCUGAGAAUAUUGAAUCGCGUACCUUAGCAAUUGCACGGAAUCUGACUCAGCAGCUUCAAACCACCUGUCUCACCCUGGUCUCAAGUAUACAGGGCUUGCCACAGAACAUCCAAGAUCAGGUCCACCAUGUUGGGGCACUAGCUGGAGAGGUCUAUAGAAGCUUCUGGUCAGCAUCUUCCUUUCGAGAAGUGUCUGACAACAUUAUUACCACCAGUAAAGGGCAGUUGAAGAAAAUGAAGGAGUCCUUGGAUGAUGUGAUGGAUUAUCUUGUAAACAACACGCCACUCAACUGGCUGGUAGGUCCCUUUUACCCGCAGUUGGCCAGCUCUCAGAACGCUGAGCACAAAAGUUACGAGGAGCAAAAGACCAGCCAGAAGGACAAACAGCCUGAACACAACACAGAAUAAAUUGUGGCAUGGCAAAUGUGUACUCUGUAGCCCAACUAACAAGGUGAUUUAUCUCCUGUAGCAGUAAUGUAACCUGCUGGAGAUA
Molecule: messenger RNA, 1446 nt
Organism: Euleptes europaea (tarantolino)
Lineage: Eukaryota; Metazoa; Chordata; Lepidosauria; Squamata; Sphaerodactylidae
Gene: PLIN2
Product: perilipin 2
Exons: 7
Coding region: 36-1361 (441 amino acids)
Biological process (GO): lipid storage; positive regulation of triglyceride storage
Cellular component (GO): cytosol; lipid droplet
Source: RefSeq, a predicted model, not a curated record